AUCUCUCUCUCUCUGUAGUUUGAAACUAAUUGCUUGUGUACUGCCAAAAGAGAAGAAAAAUGGGAGCUCUUGACUAUCUGUCUAACUUUUGCACUGUUACAAGCACAAGAAGCAGAAGCAAACGCAAGCCAAUGCAGACAGUGGAUAUCAAGGUGAAAAUGGACUGUGAUGGCUGUGAAAGGAGAGUUAAACAUGCUGUUUCCUCCAUGAAAGGAGUGAAAUCAGUGGAUCUAAGCAGGAAACAGAGCAGGGUGACGGUUUCAGGCUAUGUAGAUCCAAAUAAAGUCUUGAAGAGGAUUAAAAGCACAGGAAAGAAAGCAGAAUUCUGGCCUUAUGUUCCUUACAACUUGGUAUCUUACCCAUAUGUUUCUCAGGCCUAUGACAAGAAAGCUCCGGCCGGAUUUGUCCGGAAUGUAGUUCAGGCACUCCCUAGCCCAAAUGCACCAGACGAGAAGCUCACAACCCUCUUCAGUGAUGAUAACCCAAAUGCAUGCUCUAUAAUGUAAUUUUAGUCUCUGAAGGAUUUGAAUGGUGUAAUGAAAGUUAACUAUUAUCAUAAGUUGAUACCAGUUUAUAUAUAUAUUUAUGUAAUUAAAGAAAACUUUGUUUCUUUU
This is a messenger RNA of Telopea speciosissima, 614 nucleotides long. Its product is annotated as heavy metal-associated isoprenylated plant protein 21-like. The transcript is spliced from 3 exons. NCBI's taxonomy places the organism in Eukaryota, Viridiplantae, Streptophyta, Magnoliopsida, Proteales, Proteaceae. Bases 60 to 506 code for a protein of 148 amino acids. The record is from RefSeq and is a predicted model, not a curated record. Gene Ontology annotation, molecular function: metal ion binding.